CGUUGCGCCGUGCGAGCCUCCGGAGAGAAACUACAUUACCCAGAAAGCCGUGUCCUGCCGUGCGUCAGUUGCCAUCGCGGUUGUAUCUCCAACAUGGCGUCGCUGGGAAGGAGGCGCGGUGUCCCAGUAAGCAGGGAGAGGGGAGCCAUGGCGGCGACAGACUGCUACAUUGUCCACGAGAUCUACAACGGGGAGAACGCGCAGGAGCAGUUUGAGUACGAGCUGGAGCAGGCGCUGGAGGCCCAGUACAAGUACAUCGUCAUCGAGCCCACGCGCAUCGGAGACGAGACGGCCCGCUGGGUCACGGUGGGCAACUGCCUGCACAAGACGGCCGUGUUGUCGGGCGCCGCUUGCCUCCUGACGCCGCUCUCGCUGCCCCCGGAGUACUCGUGCUACGUGGCGCUGUCCGCCGGCGCCCUGAGCGUGGCCUGCUCCGCCCUGUACGGCAUCUCCUGGCAGUUUGACCCCUGCUGCAAGUACCAGGUGGAAUACGACAGCCAAAAACUCUCGCGGCUGCCCCUUCACACGCUGACCUCGUCCACGCCCGUGGUCUUGGUCCGCAGGGACGACGUCCACAGAAAGAGACUUCACAACACGAUAGCGCUGGCCGCGCUGGCGUACUGCGCCAAGAAGAUCUACGAACUCUACGCCGUAUGAAGACCUUUGAAAAACCUUUCCAGGAAAGGUCCCCAUCAGGGUGGGCGCGCCUACUUUGAUCAAACUAGAAGGAAUUGUUUUGUUCAAUGUUUCCUGAACCACAGCACACAUGAUCCCUUGCCUCCGACACACGUCUAGUAACUCACAUUAAACUUUAGCAGAUAUCAAA
This is a messenger RNA of Entelurus aequoreus (snake pipefish), 826 nucleotides long. Its product is annotated as transmembrane protein 11, mitochondrial. Gene Ontology annotation, biological process: inner mitochondrial membrane organization. The coding region runs from base 94 to 657 and encodes 187 amino acids. The record is from RefSeq and is a predicted model, not a curated record. Gene Ontology annotation, cellular component: mitochondrial inner membrane. The transcript has 2 exons. NCBI's taxonomy places the organism in Eukaryota, Metazoa, Chordata, Actinopteri, Syngnathiformes, Syngnathidae.